GCCAGACAUCGUUGACGUCUGUGUCUCGUGCCGCGUGCCUGUGCGGAUUUCUGUUCCUUGUUGUCGUUUUACCAUCAUAUUUUUUGCACAACUCGAACCCCUCCAUUUCCCUAGACCCUCUGGGAGACAUAUUGGCAUUAUUCCAUUCCAUCAACUAUCCUUCCCCAAUGGCACGAUAACAAUCCGUCCGUUCAACUAUCUGUGAGAGUCCCGGUUGCACACGACCCCAGAUCCGACGGAUCUCCACACCCCAAUACGCACGGGCAUGAACGACUCCCUCUCCCGCAACCCCGAUGCCGUCCAGCAACAGGUGAACUCCGGCGCUGGCUUCCAUGAACCACAUCGGCUGCAUCCAUCCCCUCGACUCAAUAUGCCGUCGUCUGCCUCACAGCAAGCAACGACGGCAUCGUCUUCCUCCAUCUCUCCCGGCCUCCAGAGAUCCGACAGACGGAGUCCCCGAAAUGAGCCGGGCAUCUGUCCCACCGACGACGAUGCCAUUGUGCCCAAGGGAACGGCAACGGAGAAGAGAAAGAAUAAACAGAGUUGGGACUAUGUCGUUAAGAGCGGGAUUGCGGGGGGUAUAGCAGGAUGUGCGGCGAAAACGCUCGUAGGACCCCUCGAUCGAGUCAAAAUCCUCUUCCAAGCCUCGAAUCCUCUAUUCCGAAAAUACACAGGCUCAUGGUAUGGUGUACUGGAGGCCAUGAGAGACAUCAACCGUAAAGAUGGCAUGCGGGGUCUAUUCCGUGGCCACUCAGCCACCCUCCUCCGCAUAUUUCCAUACGCCGGAAUCAAGUUCCUCGCAUACGAGCAGAUCCGCGCCGUCGUAAUCAAAAACAAGUCCCAAGAAACCCAUGUCCGCCGGUUCCUUAGCGGCUCCCUAGCUGGCUGCUGCUCUGUCUUCGUCACCUACCCCCUCGAAGUCAUCCGCGUCCGCCUCGCCUUCGAAACCAAAAGCACCGGCCGCUCCACCCUCACCACCAUCAUCCGCCAAAUCUACUCCGAACACCCCCGCCCCGCCGCCCACUCCUCCGUCCUCUCCGCCUCUGCCCACGCCCGCCCCAAUCCCUCCUCCACCGCCGCCAACGUCGCCCACGUCCUCUCCGACGCCACCGCCCAGCUCUCCCCACAGAAAGGUCUCUCUAACUUCUAUCGCGGCUUCUCCGCCACCCUCGCCGGCAUGUUGCCUUACGCCGGUUCCUCGUUCCUCACUCACGACGGCGUCUCCGAUCUGAUGCGCCAUCCGAAAAUCGCGGAGUACACCACGCUUCUGCAUUCGCAGGGGUCAUUGCGCGACCCCGACAAGCCGGCGCAGUUGAAGUACUGGGCCGAGCUGGCGAGCGGGGGUGUUGCAGGGUUCGUGAGCCAGACGGUGUCGUAUCCGCUGGAGGUGAUCCGGCGACGGAUGCAGGUGGGCGGGGUGGUUGGCGACGGGCGCCGACUGAAGAUCGCGGAGACGGCGGCGCAGAUCUUUCGGGAGAGGGGGUGGAGGGGGUUUUACGUUGGGCUGGGAAUCGGGUAUGUGAAGGUGAUUCCGAUGGCGGCGACGAGCUUCUACGUUUACGAGCGGAUGAAAUGGCAUCUUGGGAUUUGAAAGAUGGGACGCGGUUGGAUACUGGAUGUGUCCGCUGGUUAUGCAUUUCUACAGGAGUCCAGCCUAGACGUCGUAGGUGGUUUGGUUCUUUUGAGCAUGGCGCAUUUUAUCUCUGGGUUGUUGCUUGAGCAGCCUCUCGUGGUCUUACGGCUACUUGCAGAGCUACGGCGAAGGGCCCAGAGAAAGGAGUUGGUUGGCCUUGAAUGACGGAAAGGGGUGUCGUUGAGCCGAGGGCUGAAGCAGUUCUCCCAGGAACAUAUUAACAUGUCAAACCGCAUUUAUGGAUAAAUACACCUAUACAUAGGCCGUAGAUCGCCCCAGGGAAGAGGAGAUAGAGGAAAGCAAAUCCUAGAAGACUUUCAU
Eremomyces bilateralis CBS 781.70 is the source of this 1954-nucleotide messenger RNA. Its product is annotated as mitochondrial carrier. The coding region runs from base 266 to 1591 and encodes 441 amino acids. The record is from RefSeq and is a predicted model, not a curated record. Gene Ontology annotation, biological process: transmembrane transport. NCBI's taxonomy places the organism in Eukaryota, Fungi, Ascomycota, Dothideomycetes, Eremomycetales, Eremomycetaceae. The transcript has 2 exons.